CACAACGUCACUUUCGCUUCCUCGUCAGGUUCUUCGAGCGACACUUCCUCGUUGUGUUCUGCGGGCCUGAAGUGACGGCGCGACGGCCAUGGAGGACGGCAGCAGCGCAGAAGAGCCGGCGGAGGGUUCCCGACGGGAGCUCUAUGGAGAUUACGUGGACUACUUCCUCCAGCCGGGGGCGGAGGUUCGGCCGUGCUGCGACCCCUCGAUGCUGAAGAAGGCGGCUCGGUACCUGCGGGGGGAGCCGCAGCCCGCGGAGGCUUUCACCGUGUUCCCGUUCUACCGGGCGGUGAGGCAGGACCGUGCGCCGGGGGGCGCGUGCGGAAGGAAACACCUGAACGCGUUCAUUAAAGCCACCGAGCUGCUGGAAACCAUCUGCGUCAACCUGUUCCUGCAACCCUGGAAGAAAGAGAUCAAGACACUGAAGACGUUUACAGGUCCAUUUAUUUACGGCCUCCUGCCAGUUCUCAGCAGUUCUACCAUUCAGUCCGUCCUGGGCUCUAUCGGCUACCUGCCCCACACUGACACUCCACAAAGUGAAUACAGACUCCGGGAGGAUGUGAACCCCGACAGGGCCAUGCUGCUGGGCUUUGAACUGCUGCUGGCCAGGGUGAAAUGUGACCACCUCCUGGAGGUCCUGGAGAAGGAUCAGCUGGAUCCGCCGGACUUUCUGGAGGUUCUCCAGAGGAGAAUGGACCCGACACAACUGGAUGAACCUCCGGAGAAGACGACGAUGGGGCAAAAGGAAGAGGAGAACAAGAAGAUGGAAGAGGCACAUAGAAAAGAGGUGCCUCAGAUUUUGGACACCAUGCUUGCAGUGAAACCUCAUCCCAAGCCUCGCCGCUGCUGUUCCAUAGGCUUAGACCAGUCCAUAAUGGAGAUGCAGAUGAUCUACCCUGACCUUGCCUUCAGGGGCCGUCCUCUGCUACCGGACAAACCUCAACGAGCAAGCGGCAGCAGUAAAGAUGUCCACGCUCCCGACGCCGAUGAUCACGGUGGUGGCCGUAAAGCUGCCGAGGUCCCCAACGUCGCUGCUCCGACUACACGCAGUAGAAGUGAUGGCGGCGAAGCUGAUGACGUUGUUGGUGACGAUUGCAGAGGCGGUGGUUGUAAUGACAGGAACCGAGGGGGUGGGCCCGCACCGGGAGACGCCAACAGCAGCCACGUCGGUACCACUGAUGGAAGCACAGGUGAUGGUGGGCUCAGGGGUCCUCAGGCCCUUUCCCUACACAUCACACUGAGAGCUGCAUCCAAAGCAGAGCAGAGCCUGAAACCUGGAGAGGCUCCGCCCACAGCAGAGGCUCCGCCCACAGCAGAGCCUCCUGCCCGGACACAGCAGCAGACGGUAGCAGACCUACAAAACAAUAGAGCGACCAACCCACCGCGUCCCAAUCUGAUCUUCAUGCAGGAGCUGAGCCAGCUGGCGGAGAGCAUGGGCCAGCUCCGUGUGCGAGACUCCAAAGAGGAAGUGAAGAGCAAAGAAGAGGAGGAGGAAGAAGAAGAAAACCAGAGGGAGGAGGGAACCACCAAUAAAGGGCGGAGUCAGACAGAGGGAGGGGCCGAGGAGGAGAACCUCGGUGAGCCAGCGGCGACGGGUCCAGCACUGAGCCGAGCUGCAGGUCGAGGAACCGGAUCCUCUCGGCGUCACCACUCGACACUGGCGGGUUGCCAGGGCUCUAAAGGAGGAGACGGCACUGUGAGGGAUGAGGAGCAGCUGGCGAAGAGCUUUUUUAUGGUCGCGCAUCACACUAAAUAACGCGCUCUCAAGGCUCAUUUACAUGGAUAUGGAAAUUAUCAAAGACAAAAAACCACUGAGCGAGCCGAAAGCAAUACAAGCCGUUAUCUGUCUGUAAGCCAAGAUUUACCAGUGCACUAGUAGGUAAAAGAGAACAAUAUUGUAAUACUCAGUCCCAAUAUUUUUCUAUUAAAUUCCAAUAAUAAUAUUUGAUUGUAUGUGCAAGUCAGCAGCUACUUUACAGUUUCUUUUCCUCAUACGUAAGAUAGUGUAGCCGUCACAAAUGUCCCACAUCUCAGACUCGACUCCUCACCUCAACACAUCGACCUUUGUGACCUCACACGCUACCAAACGUGUUUUGGGACUCUGACCAUAUUGCAGAUUAAUUUACAGAAUCAGAAAAGCCCACCCUCAUAGUCCAGACUACUGGAGGUCUUUAGUGUUAUAGAUAUUGUUUUCUGUACUUUAACUGUAGAUGUAUAAUUAGUCAUGAAAAUGUACUGUUAUUUGAAAUAAAGUUUUAUGAGGUUCAAUUCUCUAAAGAAAGAACCCCGAUAUUCAAAUCUGAAAUUGAAUCUCAUAUACAACAUUUUACAGUUUACGAAGUCUUAAUUGACUUACUUUCAAAAUUCUCUUUUUUUUCAGAAUAAUUUUGGGAUAAAUUGACAAACAGGCUUGGAAUGACUGAGCAAUCUCCUUUGUUUUAUAAAUAAAAAGGAAUUAUGAUUUGCUAUGGCCUUCUCAUUGAUCUAGUUAGGGUUUAUAUGCCAGUGGGCAGGUCAGAGUGACAGAGCUGACGAGGUGGGUGUGGCUAACAGGUGCACUGAAUGAGCUGAUUGGUGAGUGCAGUAGAGUGGGCAGGUGAGAAAAACAAUACAAACAAACUAAGCCAAUUAGUUUGUCUUUAACUGUUGUUUGCAUAUACUGGCCCUCUAAUUCCAAAAGGACACAUUUAAAUACUUACUAAAGAUAAUUGUUCACAAGACUGAA
Cyclopterus lumpus (lumpfish) is the source of this 2725-nucleotide messenger RNA. RefSeq lists its product as uncharacterized. Gene Ontology annotation, cellular component: cytoplasm. Lineage: Eukaryota; Metazoa; Chordata; Actinopteri; Perciformes; Cyclopteridae. The transcript has 7 exons. The record is from RefSeq and is a predicted model, not a curated record. Bases 89 to 1756 code for a protein of 555 amino acids.